Penaeus vannamei (Pacific white shrimp) is the source of this 6875-nucleotide messenger RNA. RefSeq lists its product as uncharacterized. Gene Ontology annotation, cellular component: ubiquitin ligase complex. Gene Ontology annotation, biological process: ubiquitin-dependent protein catabolic process. The record is from RefSeq and is a predicted model, not a curated record. Gene Ontology annotation, molecular function: ubiquitin protein ligase activity. NCBI's taxonomy places the organism in Eukaryota, Metazoa, Arthropoda, Malacostraca, Decapoda, Penaeidae.
GCAGGACUCGAGUGAGGAUGGGGAACUGCCUGAAGAGCCCGACAUCGGACGACAUCUCCCUCCUGAACGGGUCGGAGAGAGACAGCUCGCCCUCGGACCAGAUGAUCGAGGCUCACUCGGUUCCACAGCUCGAGGUGUUGUGAAGUUGUGAGGAAACUGGAGAAACAAAGGAAAAGAGGGAGAUGCUUCAGUCAUUGAAGAUAUGCAUUGAUAAUGUGGGACUCUUUCACUUGUAUCACAGAACUCUAUUAUAGCAUGUGAUAAAAAAGUGAUAUUCUGACAAACUUUUCAGAGAAGCUGUGGAAUAGUAUUUAUCCACAUUAAAGAAUAUCGCUUCAUAAUAUCAUGAUCUAUGCCUUUUGAAAUGCCACACAUGUGAACACAGCAGGUGUAUCAACUUCUUGUGAAGAUUCUUUGUUUACUCUCUCCAAGUACCCCCUUUAAUCUCAAAUUGCAUAAUGAAAAAAAGUUGGGAAAAGUGACUUUGUGAAUCUUGGAGGCCACCUUGUGGUAGAAUGUUGCCUUCAACUUCCUCUCCUGUAGAGUCAGCGCAGACUCCUGUCUCCUUGGCAGAUGGGCUCUCUUGCUCACCAGAGUGCUUGGGACGAAGGAAGUUACCACAUGGUACUGGGGCGGCGAAGGAGGACCUCCCAAAUAGCAUCAAGAAGAAGAUUGGGAUGUGUGUUGAUGAGAGCAGUCGGGAGAAGGAGGCCAUGAUGCCUCCACCAGAUCUCUGUACUGGCGAAGAACGCAAAUGUGACCUCGUGCAUGGACCCAGUGACAGCUCUUGUGAUGAAGAUGCUGAAGCUACAAUUGCUCAAGCUGCCUGUGAUACCAAAUUUGUAACAAGCUUGUCACAAGUUCAGAUGGAAGGUGAUGUGAUGGAGGAAGAUGGUGCUUGGGGUUUACCAUCUUAUCCUCCUGACCCACCUUCAGAUGCUACAGAAGAGUUAUUAGCUGAAGGAAAUAGUAAAAGUACGGGUGCAAGUUUGCCAGACCUCUGUGACACCAGAAGAGGAAUGCAAGUGAGAGGACAACAUAGUGGUUCCUCUGGGAGUGACUCUCAGAGAGAUUCUGAAUAUGAAUCAUCAGUCUCUCUGGGAAGUGAAAAAGGUUCUGGAGAGAAAAGAGUGUGUGAAGCUGCAGUUUGUGAUCAAGAGGAAUCCGGAGCAGUAAAUUCCAGUAGUAGUACUAAUCAAUUGUUGAAUAGAGUAGAUGAUAUGGAUGAAAGAUUAUCAGGCAAGAGUUAUAAGGACUCAGAUAUAUCUGUGUCACAUGAACAAGGAAAGUUAUGUGUUGAUGAGUCUGGAGAAAAAAUCAGCAGUGAUGAGGGACAUCAGAUGGAUUCUAUGCAUGAUACUGAUGUUGAAACUCAAAGUGAAUCUGUUGUCUUGGGUGAAACUGAAGGGGCAGCUGGUCCCUCUGAGGACUUUUUAGUGCAUGACAACCAACAUAUAUCACUUGUUGCGUGUGGCAUAACGCAGUGUGAUCCAAGCUUUCAGCAAGAUGUGGAGAUGGCAGACAUUUCUGAAGAAGAGCAUGGACUUGACUUGAUAAGACACAACCUCCACCAUUCAAGUCAUCCCAUGUUUAACAAGUGGCCGUGUUACUUCUAUAUCACCCAGGAGCAUCUACCUAGUUUCUCCAUUGAUUCACAUGGAAGACAUAUUGGAUCUGAAGCAGCUCCCAUGUUUUUCCCUUCCCCAUCUGUAAGUCGACCUGCUUCUCAGCUGACGGAAGAGGAACAAGUCAAGAUUGCCAAGCGCAUGGGACUUAUAACACAUCUCCCAUGUGGAAUAUUUGAUGGCUCUAAAAAGAGUGGAGAGUGUGUGAUCUGCAUGAUUGACUUCACUGUGGGAGACAGAGUCCGCUACCUGCCUUGUAUGCACACCUACCACACGGAAUGCAUUGACGAUUGGUUGAUGCGUUCAUUUACGUGUCCUUCUUGCCUUGAGCCAGUGGAUGCGGCUCUGCUUAAUACCUAUGGAACCAGCUAGCCAGGUGCAGCUACUAGGAUUGGGUUACUUGGGUUUUGUCUCUUCUGGUCUCGGCUAAACAGCACUGUACAGUCUUGAUUUGCAUACACUUGUCCUGGAGAUUUGUGUUUUUGGACCUUUGAGUGUCCUGUUUUAUAUUUUUAUUUUGAUCAUUUCUUUUAUUUAUUUAAUAUUAUUAUUAUUAUUGUUAUUAUUUUAGUGGUUGAUUGUCGGCUGCCUAAUGCAUUGAAUGCUUGUGAAAUUGACACUGGUGUUUGAUUAUUCACUUGUAGUAAUGUUGAAUUGAAUCAUGCAAAAACAAGAAACACUAAAUGUCAGGAAGAGAAAACAAAUCUAAGAAGAAUUGAAUCAAUGAUACAAAGUUAAUUAAACAGUAGGGGAAAGUUUGUAUGGAUGUGUUUAAGCAUUGGCAGAACCCAUGUGUACUUUACUGCCUUAUUCUCUAAGUGGUUUCAUGUGGUAUUGUAAUUGAAUCUCACCAAGAGAAAUACCAUAACCAGAUUGGUUUAUAGUUGGUACUAUUGUUAUGAAUGUCAUAUACUUCUUAACUGUUUUGAAAGUGCACUGAAAAAAGGAAGCCUGGAAAAUCAGAAUUUAUGCAGUGAACUGGCAACGUCUGCUUGAAUGAAGAUACAUAAUGAAUCAAAGUUCCUAUACUGAAGGGCAUUGUCAUGGAUGAAAUUUACUUUCAUAAGGGUGAAUAUUAUUUCACUGAUUUAUUUUUUGUAUGCCAAGAUUAGUUUAAGAAGAGUAUGAUUUUAAUAAUUGAAAUAUGGCCAACCCUCUUAUCUAUUAUAUUGGGUAUAUAUCUACACAGCUUUUGGAAAAAAUGAAUUGGCAGUAUGGACUUAAUAUUUUUGUGAUUGUUAUACAAAGCUAAUAACAUCUGCUCUUUAGUGUUAUAUAGUCAUUAUUUUUUUUUUUGCAAGAAAGGUUGGUUAGUUGAGUAGUAUUUCAAAUAUUUAUUUUAAAAGUUCAGGAACAGCUCUGAUGGGUGUUUCAGUAAGGGCUUAAAUCCAUGGAAGUCAUUGUUCUGAUGUGUUAAUCCUAGUCAAUGAAAGGAAGUCAUCUUAAGUCAUCUUAGAAAUACAGAAUAGUAUUACUUCCCUUAACAAUUCCAGUACUUCAUAAAUGUUAAUCUCAUGAAGGAGAUGCAAACUGUCCAUUAUAUAUGUAAAGAGGGAUAUGGGAUUGUAAUUUAAGUAAUUAAAAGUGCUAGUAUAUAGUCAAUAUAGUGGAAUCUCUUUAUAUCAAAUAUACGCAACAUUUGAAACAGAGGAUACCACACUGAUAUUAGAAGUUGACAUAUAUUAGAAUGAUUCUUACAUCACAGAUAUUUCCAGGCCUUUAAUAGCAAAGCAGGUUAGGAAAUGUUUUAAUUUGAUGUCUUUAUUUUUCAGUAAUCGUAUGUAUUACAACCAUAUAUUAAGGAACAUGAAACUAUUUAUUUGAGGAGUGUAAUAUUUAUUAGUAAUCAGUAUGUAAUAGUAGAUUAACAUUCUUUGUAUUUUGCAUUCAAUAUGUUCAUGGAGUACUUUAUUCCUAGAUUUUAUUUGGUGCUCUGCAAAAUGUCUCUCAUGUAUUGAUUUGAAUUUGAUCUCACUUAUAGGAAAGAAAGACUAACUCCAUAUUUCAUCUAGUCAGUGUCUAUGGUAUCAACAGUUUCUGUUACUGGUAUCUUUUGAAAUAUAGAGAUUAUGCUGUAUUUACAUCGUUACUGACAUCAGCAUGUUUUAUAUCAAUACUAAACUCCUAUUUAGUCAUUGACAACCAUUUUGAAAUCUUGGGUGCACCCUUAUUCUUAAGAGCUGUAAGUAUGUGAAUCUAAGUCACUUUGCUGUGUUAAAAAAGAUUUAUUCCUUCUUGUUGAUUUUGCAGAAGGAGCCAAAGUAUAUUAUUAGAGUAAAAGAAUCCACUUUUAAUAACCAUAUAUAUAGUUUCCUAUAUAGAAAUCAGUAGUAUUUAAUUGGUUUUCAUUAUAUUGCCUACUAAUAUUGGCAUUAUUUUAUUUCUGACUUCUGUUGCUUCAUCUUCCUUCUUUAUGAGUAUCAAAUAUUUACUGAUGAUACAUUUUCAUCAGACCAUUACUCGACAGUUAUUAUAAUAAAAGCUUUUGCUAGAAUUCCUGUAGUGAUGUAAUGUCAGAGGCAACACCAGUGUCCCUGAUUCUGAAGCCAUUGUAAUGCUUGUAAUUUAAUGGCAAGGCUUCUCCCAAAUCUCAGAUGUAUGUGUGAUUUUGUAGGUGAUUGAUGCGGCCGAUUUCUUCCAUUGUUGUAUAGCCAGUUACAGCUGUUAACACCUAUGCAUUCAUCCACCAUCCAUGCAAACUGUGUGUGAAAAGGUUUACUACUGCUGUUUGCACACUGAACACUGGAAGAUUUAAAGAACAUUCUCUUGUUUGCUACAUAAAGCUAUCAGAGAAUAUAGUAGUUGUUUAUCAGAGAGUUUUUGCAAAUGAAAGGUAAACAGUCUAACUAUAGAUGGAAUACUCAACAUUUUUAGCAGUAGGGAGAACUUUUAAAUUAUGAUAUCUUUAGCUGGUGAUAGGACUUUAACUAUAGUUGGCUUAAAUUCUUAUAAAAGAAAAAAAAAUCAGAAACAAAAAAAAAUAUAUAUAUAUUUUGCACUCUCAUGCUGCCUUUCUUGUAAUAGUGGCUUUAACUGCUGUAAACUGCAACUGUAGUAAUAUUGCAAGAGCAGGUGAAGCAAGCAGUAACUGGGUUGUUGUGGGUAUGAUGUUUUAUUAAUAAUAAUAUCAUUAUUUAUAUUUCAGUGAGGAAUGUCAUUCAUACAGUGUAAAUUUUUUGGCAAGAAAAUAGAGAGUACUAAUGAAAAUAAGCACUAAGUUUCAAAAACCAAAGAGUAAAAUGGAGCAGCUAAUUUAUUAAAGAACAACACUGGGCUGAGAAGGAUGGAAUAACUAUGAGGGGCAUAAAUUUGUAACCAAAUUCCAAAAUAUUUCAUGGUGUAGUUUAGGAUAGCUUUAUUGUAAAUCUCAUUGCAAGGGAUGUUUUAUCUUCCAGAAUCACAUGUGAUUAUAUCAUUAAUCUUGAGCUAUUAGUGUACAGUGUAAUAUAUAACACAUGCACACAUGUGCAUAAGUGCAUUUACAUUUAUACCAUGUGUGUAUAUAUGUAAUUGUGUAUAUGCAUUUGUAUGUGUGUGUGUGCGCAUGUAUUUUUGUGCACAAUGAACUUAUCUGUAUAUUAAAAGGUUCAGAUUAUUGAUUAUAUCACAUAUAGAAAUAUGAGUAUGUUGUGAUAUUAAACUUUUUUUCAUGUAGGUUUAGGAUGUAUCAACAUUCAUUGAAAUUAUACACAUGCCUCAUUAUUUAAGUUUUCAGGUAGUUGUAAUAAAUGUUCUAUUCCCCUUCCCUUGUACAGUCUGAUUUUGCCCACUUUACCCCAGUUGUCAACCUGUGAAUAAUAGUAGACCUAGACAUUUCUUAAAAAAGAAUCAGCUUUUUUUUCUUUUAAUCAAAUAAAUUUUGAUGUGAUAUUGUAAAUCUAAUGUGGAUUUCAUAUGAUUUGCAUGGAGAAAGUUCUAAUAGGCUGAAACAGAGUAUUUGCAAGUGUUUUAGAACCCAGAGUGCUAUACAAAAGUAGUGUACAGAUCCACGGUGCUCCAUGGCAUCCAGAAUCCAAGAUUCAUCAAUGCUGUUGGAGCGAGUAUUAGGAAAGAAAUUAGAAGUAGCAGAUGUAUAUAAAUUGACAGAACAUAAACUUUGUACUUUUUAGGCUUUAGUUUAUGAAAAAAAUUAACCAAAAAAUUGUAGUUAGUUUUAGGAAGAGGAAGCUGUACUUAAUGAAUCCGACAGUAUCCCAGUGCCCGUCACCUUGUAAACUAUUUAUUAUAGGGAAUGUUUAUUUGCUAUGAUUGAUUAUGAUUAUAAUUUUUUUUUAUUUAAACUAUUUGUGUUUCUGAUUUUUCAUGUUUUCAUCAUUUUCAUUAUUAUGUUCUUAUUACUUUUCUUUUUAGUAUUUUCAUCAUUAUUGCUGUUAUCAUGAUCACCAUAAUCAUCAUCACUUUUUCAUAAGUGGAAAUGUCAAUAUGAUUAUUGUCAUAUAUUUAAUCAUCAUGAGUAAUAUUUUUUAUUUUGACAUUUUGACUUUUGUGUUAUUAUUAUUUUUUAUGUUAUUACUUCCCAUUGAUUUUUAUAUUCAAUAUCAUUACUGUUAAUCACUCAAGAAAUAUUUUUUCUUCUUCACUUUUUUCUUUUUGAACAAUUCAUCAAGCUCAUUAUUAAAAAAAAAAUUGAGGUUCUUUAGGUAGACAAGUGGGUAAAAUAAAAGUAUGUUAGACUGAAUAUAUUCCUUGUAUGAAUAAUUAUUUGCCUUGAUAAGAUUAGAUGACUGUAAUAUUUCUAUAAUGACAAUAAACAAAUCUUAGUCAUGAUAUGUAUCUUUAUGAUUGUUAAUGGAGUUUAUUGUCCAGAACUUUAUUUAUUGCCACAUGAUGUGAUUAGCACUUUACUUAAUUAAGAAGACCUCUAUUCUCAUUACAUUGUGCCUACUAUUGUGUCUGUAAAUGACAAAGUUUAGCAACUGGCAAUUUCUUGUGUGUAAAAGAGAACAGGAAUGUUGUUUGGUGUAAUUUCUAUUUGCAAUGUAGAAUCCCCUCGGACUUUGGGUAAUAUAUUUUUUCAUUUUGUUUGUGAAGUGCAAGUGAUAAUAUGUCUUGUUUGACAGGUAAUUCUUUCUUUUCUUUUCUUUACUUUUCGGUGUAGAUACUGUUCAUUGAUCGCUGCACAUUCAAGUGGGAUUUGUAGGAAAUGUUUGUCCCAUAGUAAAGGCUGUGUGUAGGUGUCUGUGUGAGAACUUGUGCAUGAAUGUCAACAGAAAUAGAAGCAUGUAUAUUAAUAAAGUAAUCCCAUGAGAA